Corticium candelabrum is the source of this 1605-nucleotide messenger RNA. RefSeq lists its product as uncharacterized. The coding region runs from base 686 to 1504 and encodes 272 amino acids. NCBI's taxonomy places the organism in Eukaryota, Metazoa, Porifera, Homoscleromorpha, Homosclerophorida, Plakinidae. The transcript has 10 exons. Gene Ontology annotation, molecular function: DNA binding. The record is from RefSeq and is a predicted model, not a curated record.
UCACGGGUUUAGAUGGUGUGAUCGUUCAAAAAGAGAGUCGCUAAGUCUCACAGUUUCGUACUCUUCAGCUAGAGGGACUAUCGAUCUCCUCUGCAAGCUGCAUGCAUGCAUGCAAGUUCGAAAUGCAUGCAUGUACGUAUAUAUAGCUUUACAAAUAGAUAUCGGACAUCGAUCGCCCCGCCAGGCCAUGAAAAUCAACUACGAGCGUCGAACUGGUGUGCGUCGCAUGUACUGAGUGAACGUUCGUCAACGCUACGUGUGAAUGUUGUAGGUUUGGGUGGCGCGCGCUAUGUCAACAUCUGCAUUUAUUGUUAUAGCGCGCGUGAGCCAGACCUAUAGAAGUACUGUGUACUGUAGAACUGGGAAUGAUCGAGUCUAGAAAGUUGUAUGGCGACAAACGAUCGAAGUCUUAUUCAGUGGCGGUGCAUAUGAACGCGUAACUACAUAAAUCGAUGCAGGCGAAAGGCACCUCAGAAUUCGAGGCGGUAUCGUUUCUGAACGUCGAUCCACGCAGACAAGUGUAAUGGAGGACAUGCACGGACGACUGCCGGAGAGCAGCGCUAUAGCAAGAGAACCAGGCAGACGUUCAAUCUCUCUCUGUUUGAAGAUUUGUGCAUGAAUAGGUAAUUCUACCCGUGAGAGUGUAAAACGACAGCUCUGUCUCGACAAAGAGGAACUUCAAGAGAUGGAAAAAUCCAAAAAACACAAAAAGAAGAGUCAGAAAUCAGCAAAAGUAGCAGCUUUGAGCGCCCGAAAUAGUAGUCUCUUGCAAUCUGAGCCAACAGAGGACAUGAAAAUACAGACAUAUCAUUCCUCUACAACAUCCACAACUUCUGUUUCUUCCAAGCAGACAGCAACACAAUGGAAUGAUUCAAGACAGGAUACACAGGAAGUCACUAGAGAUACGCAACGGGAGCCCAGCACAUCUGAUAUUCUCCUCCAGUCUGACGAGCAAUCUUCUACAAACGUUACUCUAGUGGCAAUAUUUGAUGCCAUAACAACGCUCCAGGAGAUCCUAAUUCCCAUGUCAGAGAGGUUAGCAAGAGUUGAGAGUCUCUUAACAGCAUCCUCAAAUCAGUCAGUUCAAUCUCCUGCAUCUCUACAAGUACCAAGCACAUACCAAGAGAAAUUUUCUCCAAGUUCUCAGGCGCUGCUGUCUCCUUCUAAUGUGUUCACCGAUGAAGCUACAGUCUUCUUGGGUGAUCCAAGUUUAGAAGUAAAAGUGAGCAGGAAGGCUCUAGUUAGAGCCUCUGUGAAAGCUGGGAGAAGGAACCAGCUGGCAUUGAACUUACUGGACCUUCUAUUUGAACAGAAAACCUUGGCAGAGUCCACAGUCAAUGGUACGAGAGAUGGCAGCAAGAAGGCACUGGACAGCACCAUCAUUGACGCCAUCAAAAGUCACUGCUUUGAAAAGUUUCCCGUGACAAGCGCAGAAACGCCCAAGGAAGCCAUGCAAAGACUAACAAAGUCCAUCACUGACAAGUGCACUUCUCUUGCAAAAUAAAUCUAGUAACAACUAUAUAGCGGUUUUGUUUUGCAUCGACUUUUACGGUUUGUUCUUCUUUGGCUUUGAAAUAUGGAAAUAAAUGCACGUGUAUGAUACCA